Athalia rosae (coleseed sawfly) is the source of this 1715-nucleotide messenger RNA. RefSeq names its product glycerol-3-phosphate phosphatase-like. Lineage: Eukaryota; Metazoa; Arthropoda; Insecta; Hymenoptera; Athaliidae. Bases 378 to 1301 code for a protein of 307 amino acids. The record is from RefSeq and is a predicted model, not a curated record. Gene Ontology annotation, cellular component: cytoplasm. The transcript has 6 exons. Gene Ontology annotation, molecular function: phosphatase activity.
AUUUCUGUAAUGUAGUAACUGCUGAAUGAAAACAUUUUUUUUACGCUGAUAUCUGGUAGUGGGUAAUUUGAAUGGUCAGAUACUCAACAAAAGUCGUUCUAUAGUUUAUUUUCUGUCAAGACACUAGUAGAAAUUCACAUGACCUAGUUUUAACUCAUGUGACUUCAGUGUGAAAGAUAAGAUCAGCCGUAACUAAAGCUUUAAAAAUAGAUCAAUUAUAACAGUUCAUCAGAUGCUAUACUAUAUUUUCAUCAGACACAAAUUAUGUAACUGAAGCCACGUGGCUUUUCGAGUCUUCUUGCCAAUUUAUUUGGUCUCUAAUAGUCUGUUAUUCAAUGUAGAUAAAAGAAUAGUUACUGUGCAUAGGCUCACGUACAAUGGCUGCAAGAAAUGUUCUAACACUGUGUAAAGAAGAGCUGGUCAAUUUUAUCAACUCAUUCGAUGUUGUAUUAUCGGAUUGUGAUGGAGUUCUCUGGUUAGAAAAAGAGGCAAUUUCAGGCUCUCCGGAGGUUGUAAAGAGGCUCAAGGAAAUUGGCAAGAAAUUCUUUUAUGUAACAAACAAUAAUACCAAGACCCGGGCACAGUUUGUGGAAAAAUGUCAGGAUUUGAAAUACGAGGCGAAGCUGGACGAAGUCAUGUGCACAUCAUACUUGGCAGCAACUUACCUAAAAGAAAAGAAUUUCAGUCAGAAGGUAUACAUUGUCGGUACCAGUGGUAUAGCCGAAGAACUAGAGGCUGUCGGCAUCGACUACAUUGGACUAGGGCCAGAUCCAGUGAUUACUGACUCUGCGGAAAUGGUCAGAGAUUUCAAACCAGAUCCCACUGUUGGGGCAGUCGUUGUUGGGUUUGACGAGCAGAUUAGCUAUGCCAAAAUAUUUAAGGCAGCUACCUAUGUCCAGGAUCCAAAUGUACACUUUAUUGGAACUAAUUGCGACAACCAGAGGCCCUCCCCAAACUCUAAUAUAUCUCCAGGAUCUGGUUGUAUGCUGAGGGUAAUAGAGGCAGCAUCAAACAGAAAAGCUGUCUUGCUAGGAAAGCCUGAACCAUACAUAAGUCAGAUACUAAUAUCAAAGUAUGGCUUGGAUCCUGUAAGAACUUUAAUGAUAGGUGAUAAAGGUGACACGGACAUCUUAUUAGGAAAACGCUGUGGUUUCAAAACUUUAUUAGUUCUUUCAGGUGUUACUACUCUAAAAGAUGUUGAACGAUGGAAAAACUCUGAUAGUUCAGAGGAGCGUGAUUUAGUCCCUGAUUACUACAUUAACCAGCUAUCGGAUUUGUUACCUAUGCUAUCGACAUUCUAAAAAAAUUUACCUUUGUGCUUAAUUAUCAGUUUCACAUAAUGAUGGAAUCGAAUUUUUAUUCGUGGUUGAUUCUUCUGCAGGCAAUCAUUGAUAUGAGAGUUGAAUUAUGAUUACUCAUAUCGUGAUCUUUUAAUUGGCGAUAACACGAUUAUUUUGAUGUAUAGAUCAAUCGAGCUUGCGAAUUCGGAUUCCCUGAGCCCAAAAUACAUAAAAAUAUCCUAUGAAAUCAAAUACAAAAAAAAAUAGUUUUGAUUUUUGACCCCAAUAAAAAAAAAAAUAGCAAGGUAAGAGUUUUGCGUUUUUCGAGCCAGAAAUGAAGUAUUUUUCAGAUUGAUUAUACAAGGAAUUUUCCUACCUAUCUUGACCUCAGAGACACGAAUUCUUUGGAAAAAUUAAACUUGAACCAAAUCCUAA